Molecule: messenger RNA, 1488 nt
Organism: Pieris macdunnoughi
Lineage: Eukaryota; Metazoa; Arthropoda; Insecta; Lepidoptera; Pieridae
Source: the annotation of a GenBank genome assembly
AUGGACAAGCCAACUAUGCAUAUGCUCUCCGUCCAGGAGAAGGGCGGAGAGACGAGGAAGACAAAUCAAUAUAUCGCUGCCGUUGCUGCUGCAAUAGGGGCUGUAGCGGCCGGCACCAUUCUUGGCUGGACAUCACCAGCGCUGCCACAACUAGAGCCUCCUAAAAACACUAGUGAAUUUAUUGAGAGAGAUAUAUUUGCCCUAAAUGACACGAACACUACCGACAUUCUCAUCAAUUCCUUGGGGCAGCAAGCUGACUUCCUUCUGGAUACUAAAGAUAGUUCUCUUGUCUCAUCAGUGUUGGCAAUUGGUGCAGCUAUCAGCGCGUUACCCGUCGGCGUCUUCGCACAAAAGUUUGGACGUAGACCAACCAUUCUCAUUUUGGCUGGACCAUUUAUUCUGAGUUGGUUGCUGACAAUCUUCGCCAAUGGAGCAGGGAUGCUGAUCGCUGCUAGGUUCUUUGCUGGACUAGCUACUGGUGGUAUUUGCGUAGCAGCGCCAAUGUACAUUGGUGAAAUAGCUGAGACAUCCAUUCGUGGGUCAUUGGGAGCUUUCUUUCAGCUCUUUUUGACUGUUGGUAUCCUGUUUACGUUCGUGGUGGGUGGUUGGACACACUGGAGGACUUUGUCCAUUGUAUCCGCUGUCAUACCGGUCCUGCUUAUUGUUGUGUUUUGGUGGAUGCCAGAAACACCUCAAUAUUUACUUGGAAAGAACAGACGACACGAUGCUGAGAAGGCAUUGAGAUGGCUCCGUGGACCUGACGCUGACCUUACCACUGAACUUGAGGAUAUGCAGAAAGAGGUUGACAACGCAUCUCGUCUCAAAGGUGGCAUUCUUCACAUGCUCACCAACCGCGCGCCCCUUAUGGCCUUCAUCUGCUCCUUGGGCCUCAUGUUCUUCCAGCAAUUUAGUGGAAUCAACGCUGUCAUCUUCUACACGAACCAAAUCUUCGCUUCCGCCGGGUCUGAUAUCCCAGCCGUCAUCGCCACCAUCAUUGUCGGGGUGGUUCAGACCAUUGCCACUUACAUUUCCUCCUUGCUUAUCGAAAGAGCCGGUCGGAGAAUUCUCCUUCUCCAAAGCUGUAUUAUCAUGGGCCUCUGUCUUAUCAUCCUGGGAACGUAUUUCAAACUGCAAGAGGACGGAAGUAAUGUCUCUUCUUUUGGUUGGAUUCCGUUGGUCUGCUUGGUCCUCUUCAUUAUUUCCUUCUCUUUGGGCUUCGGUCCCAUACCCUGGAUGAUGAUGUCUGAACUCUUCCCCGUUGAAUUCCGUGGUACUGCAUCAGGGAUUACUGUGAUCACCAACUGGAUGUUGGUCUUUAUAGUAACCCUGUGUUUCCCCUUAAUGAAAAAUGCGAUCGGUAUUUACAGUUGUUUCUGGUUCUUCGCCGGUUUCAUGAUUGUGUGCGUGUUUUUCGUUUUCUUCUUGAUCCCAGAGACAAAGGGCAAGACUGUUUCCCAGAUUCAGACUAUUUUGGGCGGCAAGGCGUAG